Messenger RNA from Poeciliopsis prolifica (blackstripe livebearer), 1044 nucleotides. Its product is annotated as keratin, type I cytoskeletal 10-like. NCBI's taxonomy places the organism in Eukaryota, Metazoa, Chordata, Actinopteri, Cyprinodontiformes, Poeciliidae. Bases 159 to 962 code for a protein of 267 amino acids. The record is from RefSeq and is a predicted model, not a curated record. The transcript has 4 exons.
UCCAGUAACCUUGUCAACAGUGAUUCAGUCAGGGGAAAGUAAGCGGGUCAUGAACGUCGAGUCUGAAUUAUACAUUUCAUAGCUCGGAAAACGUUUGUCUUUUUAAACUUCAGGUUUUUUGGUGUUUCUUGGAAAUAUUUUCCACUCAGAAACGUCGCAUGAAUCUAAAUUUGGGACGGAGAGACCGACGCACCCAGGAAAUGGCUUCUUCCUCUCUGCCUGCCUCUCUGUUCCUGCUGUCUCUGGUUUUCUGGCAGUUUGUCGCUGCUGCAGAUCCGGUCACAGUCAAAGCUAAAGUUGGAGCAGAUGUCACUCUGCCAUGUAAAACUGCUGGGGACAAAGCUAUUGUACAGGCAGAGUGGAGCAGACCGGACCAGACCUCGGCGCCGGUUCUUCUCUACAAGAACAACAAGGUGGACGACAACCAGCUGGCUGCCUAUAAGGGCCGCACAUCUCUGCUGGACGUACAGAAAAGAGACCUGUCUUUGGUGCUGAAGAAAGUGGUGAGCAGAGACGCCGGAAAGUAUGAGUGCCGAGUUGAGCUGGGAGAAGGCACAGCAGCAGCAGGAGGAGGUACAAGAGGAGGUGCAGGAGGAGGAGGUACAGCAACAGGAGGUGCAGGAGGAGGAGGUACAGCAACAGGAGGUGCAGCAACAGGAGGUGCAGCAACAGGAGGUGCAGCAACAGGAGGUGCAGCAGCAGGAGGUGCAGAAGCAGGAGGUGCAGCAGCAGGAGGUGCAGCAGCAGGAGGUGCAGAAGCAGGAGGUGCAGAAGCAUUCGAUGCGUCAGGCGGCAGAGGACGCAGCCGCGCAAGAGGAAGGGUUCUGAAAAGUGCCCCAAUCAGCAUUGUUAUCCUGACAGUGGAAGGUGGGUCCAGCCACGGAGGAGACGGCCUUAGACCCAAAUCUGUCCUGCCAGUGGGCCUUCUGGCUCUGCUGGCUCUGAUUGCUGGACUGCAGUGAGCCACUGCAGCAGCACAGGUUCAUCCUGCAGGGGGCGCUGACGCUCUGAAAUAUUAAAUGUUAACUUUAAUCUCACAGCAGA